This is a messenger RNA of Macadamia integrifolia, 4272 nucleotides long. RefSeq names its product ABC transporter C family member 3-like. The transcript is spliced from 10 exons. Gene Ontology annotation, molecular function: ABC-type transporter activity; ATP hydrolysis activity; ATP binding. Bases 1 to 4272 code for a protein of 1423 amino acids. The record is from RefSeq and is a predicted model, not a curated record. Gene Ontology annotation, cellular component: vacuolar membrane; plant-type vacuole. NCBI's taxonomy places the organism in Eukaryota, Viridiplantae, Streptophyta, Magnoliopsida, Proteales, Proteaceae. Gene Ontology annotation, biological process: transmembrane transport.
AUGGGUCUAUCUUUUUGUGAUCUUUUCUUGAGCAUGUUAAACUCUCUCUCUGGUUAUAGACAUGGUUGGUCCGAUCUAAAUAUUGUUGCCCAAUUGGAUUUUGUAUUCAGAACACUCACUUGGUUCAUGAUCUCUGCUUACUUGCAUAUCCAAUUUUCUCAUGCAAGUGACCGCAAGUUCCCUAUUAUAUUACGGAUUUGGUGGACCUUCUACAUCCUAAUGUCUUGUUUCUAUCUUGUCAUACAUCUUAGUUUCUAUUGGAAACAUGUGCCCUUGCCAAUUCUGCUAUGGGUUUCCGAUGUUGUAUCCAUUAUUGCUGGCAUAUCUAUUAGUUAUGCUGGAAUGUUUGGCAAGAGGCGAGAAGAUGAAGAUUUCCAUUUUAUGGACCCUCUUUUGAAUAAUAGUUCCAAUCGAAAUAAUGGUGACGACAGACAAGGAUCAAAUGUCGGUGGAGAGGGUAUAACUUCUUACGAAAAUGCCAAUCUUUUUAGUAUUUUUACUUUUUCUUGGAUAAGUCCUUUGGUUGCACUUGGGUUUGAAAAAACAUUGGAUCUUGAAGAUGUCCCUCAGCUUGCCAGUUGUGAUAGUGCCAGCGUGGUCUUCGCUUGUUUUAGAGAUAAACUUGAAUAUGAUGAUAAUAGCAAUGAUAAUGGUUGUCAGGUAAGCACAUUCAGGCUAGUGAAAGCAUUGAUUCUCCUAACGUGGAAAGAAAUUCUAUGGACGGGUCUAUUGUCCAUUGUAUGCACAUUGGCAUCUUAUGUUGGACCAUACCUUAUUAAUACAUUUUUUCAUUAUCUCAACAGCUCUCAUCAACAUAAGUAUAAAGGCUAUAUGUUAGUGUUUAUUUUCUUUCUUUCAAAGUUCAUAAGGUGUAUCUCAGAGAGGCAUUUGUUCUUUCAAUUACGAAUAAUUGCGAAUAGGGUUAGUGCUGCCUUAUUCGCAAUAAUCUAUAAGAAGAAUCUUAGGCUUUCAAGCCAAUCAAAGCAAGGCCACACUAGCGGGGAGAACAUCAAUUUGAUGACUGUUGAUAUCGACAGGAUUGGCUUUUUCAGUUGGUAUUUACACGAUAUAUGGAGAGUGCCUGUUCAAUUUGUUCUAGCAUUGUUGAUCUUGUACAAAAGACUUGGCCUUGCUUCACUUGUAGCUUUUGUUGCCACAAUGAUUUUAAUGUUAGCAAAUACUCCGUUGGUGAAACUACAGGAGAAAAUCCAGGGAGAACUGAUGGAUUCAAAGGAUCGAAGGAUGAAGGUGACAUCUGAAGCCCUGAGGAAUAUGAGGAUUCUCAAGCUCCAGGGAUGGGAGAUGAAAUUCUUGGAUAAGAUAAUUGGACUUAGGAAAUUUGAAACAAAAUGUAUAAAGAAGUUACUUUAUACUUCAGCUAUAGCUUCCUUCGUCUACUCAUCUACUCCCUUGUUUGUAUCUAUGAUUACUUUUGGGUCCUGUUUGCUUAUGGGAAUUCGAUUAGACUCAGGGAAGAUUUUAUCUGCACUUGCAACAUUUGAAGUGUUGCAAGGGCCCAUUUAUAAUCUCCCGGAUACAUUCUCCAUGGUACUUCAGAUUAAAGUCUCCCUUGAUAGGAUAACCUCAUUUCUCUGUCUUGAUGACCUUGAUCAAAAUAUAGUACAAAAGCUUCCAAGAGAUAGUGCCGAAGUUGCAGUUGAGAUAGUCAAGGGGAAUUUCUCUUGGGAUCUUCAUUCCCCUAAUCUUACAUUAAAAGAUCUUAAUUUUCAAGUGAAACAUGGUAUGAAAGUGGUUGUUUGCGGUGUUGUUGGGUCAGGUAAGUCAAGCCUACUUUCAUGUAUAUUGGGGGAAGUGCCUAAGAUAUCUGGAGCUAUUAAGUUGAAGGGGACAAUGGCCUAUGUUGCGCAAUCAUCUUGGAUACAAAGUGGCAAGAUAGUAGACAAUAUAUUGUUCGGUAAGGAGAUGGACAAGAAAAGGUACGAAAUGAUCCUUGAAGCAUGUUCAUUGAAGAAGGACCUAGAAUUGUGUCCCUUUGGGGACCAGACUAUCAUAGGGGAGAGGGGGAUCAACCUGAGUGGUGGACAAAAGCAAAGAAUCCAAAUUGCACGUGCUUUGUACAAUGAUGCUGACAUAUAUCUACUUGAUGAUCCUUUUAGUUCUGUUGAUGCUCAUACAGGAACUCAUCUAUUUAAGGAGUGUUUGUUGGGAAUUUUGGGUUCAAAAACAGUCAUUUAUAUUACCCACCAAGUAGAGUUUUUUCCCAUUGCUGAUCUUAUCUUGGUGAUGAAAGAUGGAAAGAUUACUCAAACAGGAAAAUAUGAAGAAAUUCUUAGGUCAGGAACUGAUUUUAUGGAUUUAGUAGGUGCACAUAAGAAAGCUAUGAAAGAACUUAAUUCCCUCGAACAUGGAGCCACUUUGGAUAAUUUAAUUAAUGAUAAGGAAGAUGGCAAUAUACUAUGCAGUGAAAAAUCUAUCCAAGAUAAUGAAAUAAAGGAAUCUGAAAACUAUAAAACAGAAAAUUUGAUUGAGCCUAAAGGGCAGCUAGUCCAAGAAGAAAAGAGAGAAAAUGGUGAAGUUAAUCCUUCGGUUUACUGGAAAUAUAUUACAGCUGCAUAUAAAGGUGCGUUUGUACCAUUGAUACUUCUGGCACAAAUUCUUUUUGAGCUUCUCCUAAUAGCCAGUAGUUAUUGGAUGGUACUGGAUAAUCCCGUUUCAGAAGAUGUAAAACCUCAUGUUAAAGGAUCCACUCUUAUCUUUAUUUAUAUUGCUUUAACCCUUGGAAGUUCUCUUUGUACGCUUAUAAGGUCCAUGCUCAUUGUAAUUGUUGGAUACAAGACAUCCACUCUGUUCUUCAACAAAAUGCAUUUGUGCAUUUUUCGUGCUCCCUUGUCAUUUUUUGAUUCAACUCCAAGUGGAAGGAUUCUAAAUCGGGUAUCCAUAGAUCAAAGUGCAGUUGAUACCUCUAUUCCACGUAAAUUUGAAGAACUUCUUAUCUCAAUCAUAGAAUUCCUGGGAACUAUUGCAGUAAUGUCACAAGUUGCAUGGCAAAUGUUGAUAAUUUUUAUACCAAUGACUGUAGCAUGCAUUUGGUACCAGCAAUACUACAUAUCUGCAGCACGAGAACUAUCACGAUUGACUGGAGUAUGUCAGGCUCCAAUUACACAGCAUUUUGUUGAAUCUAGUUUAGGUUCAACCACGAUCAGAUGUUUCGAUCAAGAAGAAAGGUUUAUAGAUACAAACCUCAAGCUGGUGGAUGGGUAUUUUCGGCCUAAGUUUCAUUUCUCUGGUGCAAUAGAGUGGUUAUGCUUCCGCAUGGAUAUGUUAUCAUCCAUCACAUAUGCCAUAUUUUUGAUUUUUUUGAUCUCAGUGCUGAAUGGAGUACUCAGUCCUGGUGUUAUGAGUUUAGCAGUCACAUAUGGACUUAAAUUCAGUAUGCAUGGGCUCAUUUGGGAUCUUUGUGGCCUUGAAAACAAAAUCAUAUCUAUUGAGAGAAUAUUGCAAUAUGCCUACAUUCCUAGCGAACCCCCUUUAUCGAUAGAAGAAAAUAAGCCAGGUCAUGAAUGGCCAUCACAAGGAAAAAUUGAUAUUGUUGAUCUACAGGUCCGGUAUGCCCCACAUCUUCCUCUUGUCUUAAAAGGUGUCACAUGCACUUUACCUGAAGGGAUUAAGAUUGGUAUCGUUGGGCGAACAGGAAGUGGUAAAUCAACUCUCGUACAGACUCUCUUCCACAUGCUUGAACCUAUAGCCGGUCAGAUUUGGAUAGAUGGUAUUAAUAUCUUUAAGAUUGGCCUUCAAGACUUGCGGUCAAGAUUGAGCAUCAUCCCACAAGACCCAACAAUGUUCGAGGGGACUAUAAGAAGCAAUCUUGAUCCGCUUGGAGAUUACACUGAUGAACAGAUUUGGGAGGCUUUAGAUGGAUGCCAACUUGGUGAUGAAAUUAGGAAAAAAGAAGGGAAGCUCGAUUCUUUAGUGGCCGAGAAUGGAGAGAAUUGGAGCAUAGGUCAACGACAACUAAUUUGUUUAGGACGGGUAUUACUCAAGAGAAGCAAAGUAUUAGUACUUGAUGAAGCUACCGCAUCAAUGGAUACUGCGACUGAUUAUCUAAUUCAGCAAACGCUUAGGCAACACUUCUCAAGGUCUACUGUCAUUACAAUUGCACAUAGGAUAACAUCAAUUCUUGAUAUUGAUAUGGUCCUCCUCCUCGAUAAUGGUCAUAUAUUGGAGUAUGAUUCCCCAGCCAAAUUGCUAGAGAUCAAGUCCUCGUCAUUUGCAAAGCUUGUCAAGGAGUAUACCCAAAGAAGUAGCUCCUAG